AUGAGUAUGCAAGAGAAAAGAAAAAAUUUAAUAAACAAUGACAUGGUACCAGUUACCAAAAAACAGGCAGUAUUAGUAUUAGAUGAAAAAAGUCUAGAUAAUAUUGUUCAACAGUUGAACAAUAUGGGCAUUAGUGUCCAUCAUGAUGGAAUGAAAAAAGAAGAGGAUGAAAUAGAAGAAGAGGAAGAAGAAGAAAAGGAAGAAGAGAAAGAAGAAGAAGAAGAGGAGGAGGAAGAAGAAGAGGAAGAAGAAGAAAAAGAGGAAGAAGAAAAGGAAAAAGAAAAAACAGCCACUUCUGCUGAAAAAGCAUUAGUGAGCUGUCGUAAAGUCAUCCAAAGGUUUAUUAAGAAGGACAAAAGACUUGAUAAAAAAAUCAAUAAUAGCAUUAAUGCUACUACAUUUGAAACAAAGCAGAUGUUAGAAGGCUUUGAAGAAACAAAAGAGGGGCCCUUAACGUUUGACGAACUUAAGGGUCAAUUCAAAACCAUAGUUGAGAAGUUCAACAUGUCUGAGCUAGCCUCAGAACGUAUAGCUUUGAACAAGAAUAUUCUUCGCGUUAUUUUUGUUGUUGAAUAUAAAAAAGCUAGUUCAAUAUCAACAUUUGAUAGAACUAAGUUUAGACAAAUGGCGUAUGAAGUUUAUAAUUAUCAGUUGAUAUAUAGAAUUAAAAAAAAUAAGCAGAAGGAUGAAAAAAGAGCCUUUAGAACAUUUGUUCAGAUGGGGAUGAGAAUGUGUACGUUGAUGUACUUUUACGGUAGUUUUGCACUAGUAGCAAACUCCGUAUUUAACACUACGAUGUUGGCGGUAGUUGAUAGAAUUGGCUUUGCAAAGCUAUGUAAAGAAAUGAAUAAUGAAGAAUUCAAAAAGAGAAUAGAAGAAUUUGGAAAAAAAUUGCUGAAGUAUUCAUAA
Cokeromyces recurvatus is the source of this 909-nucleotide messenger RNA. RefSeq lists its product as uncharacterized. The record is from RefSeq and is a predicted model, not a curated record. Lineage: Eukaryota; Fungi; Mucoromycota; Mucoromycetes; Mucorales; Mucoraceae. The coding region runs from base 1 to 909 and encodes 302 amino acids. The transcript has 7 exons.